AUGUUCGAUCCCUCAAACGACCCAAUUCAACCCGACGAGGGCGCCGAGGUCGGUAGCACUCGCUCAUCACUGACCUCGAUUAGCGAGUCCGUAUUAAAGGGCGUCGUCGGUGAGGGACAGCGGACAUAUGCUGCCUAUGGGAAAGAGGAAUAUGGAUUUCCUAUGGACGAGAAGGAGUUGGAAAGGAUUGACCUAUGCCACGUUAAAUACGGAGCAUUGCUGGAUAAACGCCUCUUCCUUGCGCCUAUCGUCGAGGACCCCGCGAGAAUAUUAGAUUUGGGCUGUGGGACUGGCAUUUGGUGUGUCGACAUGGCGGAAGAAUAUCCUGGGGCUCAAGUCGUCGGCGUCGAUAUUGCCCCCACACAACCUGAAUGGGUCCCCCCAAACUGCCAGUUCGAACUUGAUGACAUCGAGCAAGAAUGGACGUGGAAGGAAAACACAGCCGACUUCAUUUUCUGUCGAGACCUUAUUCUAUCUAUCAGAGACUUUCCUAGGCUUAUCGACCAAUGCUACAAACAUCUCAAACCAGGCGGCUGGGCCGAAUUCCACUGCGUAACAGGCGUCCUCCAAUGUGACGACGACAGUGUCCCCUCCGAUUCCCAUUUCCAAGCCAUGUCCGACAAUCUCAUGACCGCCUGCAAUAAUUUCGGAACUCCUGUCGAUGACCCUAUGCGCUGGAAGGGAUGGUUCGAGGACCGCGGUUUCGAGAAUGUUACCGAGCGCAUCUUCAAACUGCCGUGCAAUCCGUGGCCGCGGGAUAAACGGCUGAAACUUGUUGGCGCCUGGGAACAGCAUAAUCUGUUAAAUAACCUCGAGGGAAUGCUGAUGAGGUUGUUCCACAAGGGGCUGGGCUGGUCCGAGGAUGAGAUAUUACUGUUUUCUGCGAUGUUGAGGAAGGAUAUCAAGAAUUUGGGUUUCCAUGCGUAUUGGCCAUUCAUCACCGUUUAUGGCAGGAAGCCGUUGAGCGAAGAGACGGCUGCGGAUACAUCGACACAAAUGGCGCAGCAACCAGCCGCCGAGACGAGCUAA
Messenger RNA from Scedosporium apiospermum, 1029 nucleotides. RefSeq lists its product as uncharacterized. The coding region runs from base 1 to 1029 and encodes 342 amino acids. Gene Ontology annotation, molecular function: methyltransferase activity. Lineage: Eukaryota; Fungi; Ascomycota; Sordariomycetes; Microascales; Microascaceae. The transcript is spliced from 8 exons. The record is from RefSeq and is a predicted model, not a curated record.